UUAGGGGUGGGGUAGAGGGUGGAGGAAAAUAAGUUUAAGGAGGGAAGGCUUGGUGGGAUAGCUUCCCCCAACACCCCCAAUCGGAGCCUGGAAAGGGGAGGAUUUGGGAGACUGGAGAAGGCGAGAGAGGAUGGGGUUAUGAGCCAGGCAGAGAGGGGCACCCGGAGCGAACUCCCCCGAAAGCCGAGGGGGGUGGCGUCCUGGGGCACCCGGGGCGAGGAGGGCGGGCGAGGAGCUCGGCGCACCGGGCGCCCGGCCGGACAGCCCCGAAGCGGAGCCGUUUCUCUUACCUGCCGCCCGCUUGGGUGCCUGCUGUUUCCUCCUUGGCAUCGCUCUACUUCGCUCCAGUCCCACUUCUGGCGCCCCAGCCCCGAGCCGCGCGCGGGGGCCCGCGGUCUCUCUCGCCUCUCUGGGUCUCCUCCGCCUCCUGCCCGGUGGCUCCUAGGGCGUCACUCGGCCUCUGUCCCCCUGACGAUCCCCCCUGCAACUCCUCCACCACGGGCCAGAGACCCCCCUCUCUGGGUGGCAGACACGGACGGCUGUGCCGGCUGGUUGGAAGUAGAGGCAGACUGCCACGUGCAGCGCCUCAUUCGGAUGUGUCUGGAGUCUUGGAAGCUUGACUACCCUACGUUCUCCUACAAAUGGACCUUGAGAGCUUGUCUGGAGGUUCUAGCAGGGGAGCUCAGCUACUCGUAUACCCUUGACCGAAGAGCGGUCCUCCUCUAUUGGGGAAGGUCGUCCUCUUCGACGGAGCGCACAGCUUAGGGAGGGAUGCACGUGGAGCAGUGAGGGAGGAAGGGGACACCCACCUCUGAUGACACCAUUUGCAGUAUAAUUCUCUCCCAUGAUCAGCCAUCCAUUUUUGUGAUAUUGAUCCUUCCCCCAGCUUUAGGGGCUGGACUCUGACUGGCUAAAGCCAACGAUCCUAUUCUAUCUCAUCCCUCUGGCUCCCAUGGUUUGAUUCAUGAUGGAAGAAACCCAGUCAAAACCAAUAAAAUCUGUGGAGAAGUUUUCUAGGGCUUCUGGGACAAAAGAAGUGUCUCAACUUUUUGAGAUCCACCUGCGGUCUGUGUGGUAUGAAGAUACAAAGACAUGAACAACUUUUUUGCUACUAAAACAGAAGACCGUGGAACUGCCAACAGGAAUUCAUUUGAAGCCUGAAGAAGUAGCUGAUUCUGUGGAAGACAGAGAGGAAAUACGGAAGGGAACAAAGCUGGUCCUAGAUGGCACUAGAUCAAACUGUACCUGAAGCUAACCCUGCCCCUGGUCUUUUCAGUGAUGCAAAUUUAUCUGUUCCUUCAUUCUUUUUUUAAAAUAUACUUUAAGUUAAUUAAUUAAUUAAUUUAUUUUUGGCUGCGUUGGGUCUUCGUUGCUGUGUGCGGUCUUUCUCUAGUUGCGGCGAGUGGGGGCUACUCUUUGUUGCGGUGCACGGGCUUCUCAUUACGGUGGCUUCUCUAUGGAGCACGGGCUCUAGGCACGCAGGCUUCAGUAGUUGUGGCAUGUGGGCUCAGUAGUUAUGGCGCAUGGGCCUAGUUGCUCCACGGCAUGUGGGAUCUUCUUGGACCAUGGCUCGAACCUGUGUCCACUGCAUUGGCAGGCAGAUUCUUAACCACUGCAACACCAGGGAAGUCCAACAUUCCUUCAUUCUUCAAGCCAGUUUUUGAUUUCCAGUCAUUUUCAAUGGAAAGAUUCCUAACUCACCAUUUGGUUUUGUCAAGUUGAUGAUGACAUAUUAAUACCUUUUCAAUGAGUUAUGCUGGGAAAAUGGGGUCAUACUGUGGGUUUCUGCUUCACUGUUUUGUUUAGUAUGUUGUUUUUGAUUGGAAUGAAUACCUUCUUAAAUGAUUUUCUUACUAGUCUCCUGUCCACCCUUUAUAACACAGAUCAGGUACCACUUCCCUAUGAAUUCAUUACUGAGUGAGAAUUACAAACCCUGGAGUUUCAGAUCUACUGAGGCUGCCCCAAGUACUGGUUAAGAGCAUGUGUGUUACAUUAGACAAACAUGAUUUUGAACCCUGGCCCUGUAAUUUACCAGCUGUGUGACUUUGGAUAAUUCACCU
This is a messenger RNA of Lagenorhynchus albirostris (white-beaked dolphin), 2060 nucleotides long. RefSeq lists its product as uncharacterized. The transcript is spliced from 3 exons. The coding region runs from base 139 to 765 and encodes 208 amino acids. The record is from RefSeq and is a predicted model, not a curated record. NCBI's taxonomy places the organism in Eukaryota, Metazoa, Chordata, Mammalia, Artiodactyla, Delphinidae.